This is a messenger RNA of Mytilus trossulus (common blue mussel), 4122 nucleotides long. RefSeq lists its product as uncharacterized. Lineage: Eukaryota; Metazoa; Mollusca; Bivalvia; Mytilida; Mytilidae. Bases 1 to 4122 code for a protein of 1373 amino acids. The transcript has a single exon. Gene Ontology annotation, molecular function: nucleic acid binding. Gene Ontology annotation, biological process: DNA integration. The record is from RefSeq and is a predicted model, not a curated record.
AUGUCCACGGAAAGUUCAGAAAGCGACACAGACAUCGGAGAAGAAAUUGCACAUGAACUUGAAGAACCGCAAAUAAACAUGGCUGCCGCCGCCCCAUCGUUAAUUCCAUUUCCUCAAAAACUUGAUCUUGAUGGAAAUAUUGCGACGAAUUGGAGAAAAUUCAAAAGAACAUGGGACAACUACGAAAUUGCGUCAGGACUAUCAGAAAAAGAUGGAAAAUUACGCACAGCAACACUUUUAACUUGCGUCGGAUCAGAUGCAAUGGACAUUUUUGACGGGUUCGCGUUUGAAGAAGAAAAUGACAGGAAAGAUAUUGCAAAAGUAAUUGAGAAAUUCGAAGCAUUUUGCGUAGGAAAAACAAAUGAAACUUUUGAAAGGUACUCUUUCAAUAUAUGUGAUCAAAAAGAAUGCGACAGUAUUGAUGGAUACGUGUCAAAACUAAGAAAACUCGCGAAAACGUGCAAUUAUGGACAACUUGAAGAAAGCCUCAUCCGUGACAGAAUCGUGUGUGGAGUAAGAGACAACACUUCGCGUAAGCGCCUACUUCAAGAAGAUGGACUGACUUUACAAAAAAGUAUAGACUUGUGUCGCUCAUUCGAGUCAACAACGAAAAAACUACAAACAAUGGCAGGAUCUAACGGGAUAAAUGAAAGUACAGACAUUAAAGCGGUAAGACACAAAACUACUAAAUUUCAAAAGCGUAGUCAAUACAAGCAUGAUAAACAAUCAGACAAUAAGAAAUUUACAAAGAAAGCAAACAAUUGUGAUUAUUGUGGAAGGCAAUGUGAGAAAGGAAAGUGCCCCGCAUAUGGCAAACAAUGCAAUUCGUGUGGAAAAUAUAACCACUUUUCAUCUCAAUGCAGACAAGGAAAGUACAUGAAAAGACGCUCUGAAGUAAAACAUGUCAGUGCAAAUGUUUACACAGAUGACAGCGAAAGUGAAUUCGAAAUCAACACAGUAGAAUCAAGUGAAAUAAACAUGGUGCAAAGCAAAAUAUUCGCUAAGAUGCUUUUAAUUGAUCAAAACAAGCAGAUAAAAUUCCAAUUAGAUAGCGGUGCAACAGCUAAUCUAAUUCCGAAGUCACUGGUGCAUGAGUCACUCAUUGAAGAAACUGAUAACACACUAACGAUGUAUAAUAAAUCGCAGAUGUCAGCGUAUGGAAUUUGCACGCUACGGUUGAAAAAUCCUAAAACAAACAAACGAUAUAAUGUGAAAUUUAUAGUUGUCGGUGAUGAAUACACACCUCUGCUGGGGUCAAAGGCAAUCCAGCAUAUGAGUUUGAUCAAGAUACAGUUUCACAACAUACUGACAUGUGAAAAGGGAGAUAACGUGAACGAUUUUUCAAUGCAGAACAUUGUCAAAGAAUAUGCAGAUAUAUUUGACGGAGAAGGAAGCUUUCAAGGAAAUUUGCACCUUGAAAUUGAUGAUACAAUCACACCCGUGAAGUCACCGUUAAGACGCAUACCAAUCGCGAUGAAGCCGAAAUUGAAAAGUGAACUUCAACGAUUAGAAACGAACGGAGUGAUUAAAGCGGUUGAUACGCCAACAGACUGGGUAUCAAGUCUUGUAACUGUCAAGAAGCCGAAUGGGAAACUUAGAAUAUGCAUAGACCCAAAGCCUCUUAAUAAAGCGUUAAAGAGAUGUCACUACCCUCUUCCGAUCAUAGAUGAUUUAUUGCCCGAGCUGAAUAAAGCGAAAAUAUUCAGUAAAUGUGAUGUUAAAAACGGAUUUUGGCAUGUGAAUAUGGACGAAUCGAGUAGUUACUUGACUACAUUUGAAACACCGUUUGGUCGCUUCCGAUGGAUGAAAAUGCCUUUUGGAAUCUCGCCCGCCCCUGAAUAUUUUCAACAAUUUCUAGAGCGCGAAAUCGAAAAUUUACCAGGUGUACGCACAGUCGCGGACGACAUUCUUAUAUACGGUGAAGGAGAUACGGUAGAAGAAGCAACUGCCGAUCAUGACAUUAAGCUCAAAGCAUUUCUCGACCGAUGCCGUUCUAGAAAUAUUAAGCUAAACCGAGACAAAUUUCAGUUACGCCUUACUGAAAUGCCUUAUAUCGGACACCUACUUACAGCAGACGGUGUUAAGCCCGGUCCGGAGAAAAUAGCUGCAAUAACGCAAAUGGACAAACCGAAAGAUGUGAAAGGAGUUCAACGUUUACUGGGAAUGGUAAACUAUCUCACGAAAUUUAUGGAAAAUCUAAGCGAUUUGUGCGAGCCGAUCAGAAAUCUAACACACAAAGAAAAUGCGUGGAACUGGACAGAUGAUCACGAUAACGCGUUCGCACGAAUUAAAGACGCAAUAACCAAAACGCCAGUGUUAAGAUACUUCGAUCCGAAACUUAGCACAACCCUACAAUGUGACGCGUCCGAAACCGGACUUGGUGCAACGUUAAUGCAAAACAACCAACCAAUCGCAUACGCAAGUCGAGCGUUGACUAAAACAGAACAAAAUUACGCACAGAUUGAAAAAGAACUGUUAGCUGUUGUAUAUGGUAUGGAAAAGUUUCACCAAUACACUUACGGUAGAAACGUGUUUGUGGAAAGCGACCACAAACCACUUGAAAUUAUCUACAAGAAGCCACUGUUUCAAGCGCCGAAACGACUCCAACGAAUGCUCUUGAGAUUACAACGAUAUUCAAUAGAAAUAAACUACAAACCAGGAAGAUACAUGUAUAUAGCAGAUACUUUAUCACGUGCGUACCUGACCAAUGGAAAAAACAAAUCGGAAAAGCAGGACGAGAUAUGUCAUGUAAGAUCGGACAUUGAAAUAGAACUUGAAAACAUCAACAUGGGGGAUUACCUUGCAAUAUCAGCAAAACGUCAGAAAGAUAUUGCCGACGCGACAAUGAAAGACCCUGUAUUACUCAAACUUAUCGACAAGGUAGCUAAAGGAUGGACCGAGAUAAAUACUCAACAGGAUAUCGCGCCGUACUAUCACAUCCGCGACGAACUGUCGAUACAAGGUGGAAUUAUUUUCAAAGGGGACCGUUGUGUUAUUCCUAAGUGCAUGCGGACAGAAAUUUUAGAAAAAAUUCAUACACAUAUCGGUAUAGAAGGAUGUUUAAAAAGAGCUCGUGAAUGUGUAUAUUGGCCGCGUAUGAAUAGUGAAAUCCGAGAUUACAUCAGCAAAUGUGAAACGUGUCAAUCAUACGGAAUGAAACAACAAAAAGAGACUCUAGUGUCACACGUUAUUCCAGACCGACCUUGGGUUAAAGUAGGAACAGAUCUAUUCUCGUUAAACGAUCACGAUUAUUUGAUUACGGUGGACUAUUUUAGUAGUUAUUUUGAAAUUGACAGAUUAAGUGACACUACAUCAAAAACAGUAAUCAACAAAUUGAAACAACACUUUGCGCGUUACGGAAUUCCACAAUUCGUUUGCUCGGACAACGGACCACAAUAUUCAUCUGAGGCAUUCCGCGAAUUCAGUAAUAAAUGGGACUUUAAACAUAUAACCUCAAGCCCAAGACAUCCACAAUCGAAUGGAAAGGUGGAAAACGCGGUGAAAACAGCAAAGCGUUUGAUGAAAAAAGCCAAAAAUUCGCAAUCCGAUCCUUUAAUAGCGAUUUUAAAUUAUCGAAACACUCCUCAACAAAGUACAAACUAUAGCCCGGCUCAACAACUUAUGAAUAGGAGAACUCGAACAUUGCUACCAACCAAAUCUAGUUUACUCAAACCGGAACUAGCCGAAAGUGUGCGCGAGAAUAUUGAAAAAAGUAAAAUAAGACAAUCUUAUUAUUACAAUCGCGGUGCGAGUGAUCUUAAACAACUCAAACGUGGAGAUAUUGUCCGAAUCGCACCGGAAAGUAAGAAACAGUGGGAAAAAGGAAUUGUCACGAACACUCACAGUGCAAGAUCAUACGACCUUAGAAAAGAAAAUGGACAAAUGAUACGCCGAAACCGACGAGCCGUGCGAAAAACAAAUGAACAAUACAAACCGUUUAAUGAACCGGAGAACAUAGAAGUUAAUGUAGAUGUUCCUAAAACUGACAAUCAAGACAAUCAAAACGAGACGCUAAACAAUUCAAGAGACGAAACAGAAUCGGUACCGUCCGACCCAAUGGUUACACGCUUCGGGAGAAAGAUCGAAAGACCAGCAAAAUACAAAGACUUUAUUAUGAACUGA